This is a messenger RNA of Ambispora gerdemannii, 201 nucleotides long. NCBI's taxonomy places the organism in Eukaryota, Fungi, Glomeromycota, Glomeromycetes, Archaeosporales, Ambisporaceae. The record is from the annotation of a GenBank genome assembly.
GAAAUGUAUAAAAAAGUCAACGAAACGUUUGAAGAACUGAACCAUAGGCGUAACUUACUUGAGGAUAUUUUCAAAUGUUUAUCCACAAACCGUGGUGGACACCAAAAAAGCAAAUCUCAAAAAUUUCAAGUAUUAACUGCGAUUGAAGAAAUGGAAAAGUGGGCGCUAGUGUUUAUUGGAUGUAAUAAACGAGAAGGAUGA